AUGGGUAUCAAAUUUCUACUGCUCGUAUCCCGUCAAGGCAAGAUUCGCCUCACAAAGUGGUUUACUUCCGACUGGGGGAUUAAGGAAAAGACCAAGAUUGUCAGGGAUGUCAGCCAAAUGGUAUUAGCAAGAAAAGCUAAAAUGUGCAACGUUCUUGAGUUUAAAGAUUUCAAGGUGGUUUAUAGAAGAUAUGCAAGUCUAUUCUUUGUCGUUGGGACAGAUGUGAAUGAGAACGAGCUGCUUACCCUCGAGGUAAUUCAUCGCUAUGUCGAGAUUUUGGACAAGUGGUUUAUGAAUGUGUGCGAGCUGGACAUCAUAUUCAACUUUCAGCAAGCAUACACAAUCAUUGGUAAGCUAAUUGCCUACAACAGAAUGUUUCAAUUUUGA
Messenger RNA from Batrachochytrium dendrobatidis JAM81, 387 nucleotides. RefSeq lists its product as uncharacterized. The record is from RefSeq and is a predicted model, not a curated record. The coding region runs from base 1 to 387 and encodes 128 amino acids. The transcript has 4 exons. Gene Ontology annotation, biological process: vesicle-mediated transport; protein transport. NCBI's taxonomy places the organism in Eukaryota, Fungi, Chytridiomycota, Chytridiomycetes, Rhizophydiales. Gene Ontology annotation, cellular component: intracellular membrane-bounded organelle.